AUGGAUACGAGCGAUUUCGAGGACAUGUUGUUUAGCGACUUUGACCUGCAAACCGCUCCUGAUGAUGCCUUGUCGGAGGACACUGAUGAUGAGCUACUGUUCGCUACUUCCAGAGAAGAGACUUUGCUGUGGGGUAUAUCGAACAGUUCAGACUCGACACUUCCAACCGCCAGUACUACCCUGGAUUCUCAGGAGGAACGCCAGCACUAUCAAACUAAUCUUACCCAAAGACCGAUACGCGACAGACACUGGGUGAUCGCUUGCAUUGAAGCAAUGCUAGAGACGAUUGUGGACGCUCUGCUAGAAGAGCACGAAGCGCUCACUAUCACUCUGAAGUCGCGCGCGGGCCUAUCUCGCAGACGGACUGCUGUUACAUCGGAUGGUAGAGCGAUGAUUCCGGAACCCAAAGAACGGGAUAUUAACUUCCCUGGAGCAAGUGCGCAAGAGGCAUGGAAUUUCACUGUGUUGCUUCGCAUCCUGGAACUUAUCCAUUCUGGCCUUAUCGCGGACACCAUUAUGACGAAGAGAGAUAUAUAUUACCGACAUCCAGACCUCUUCAUCAAACAGUCAGUCGUUGAUCGAUAUGUCGAUGACUUGGCUUGUACCUUCGACAUCACCCGAUCCCAAUUGAAUGUGACUGCUGCCGCAAAAGGCUUAAUAGCUGGUAACUUCAGAUUAAUCCGACAUGACGGUCAUGUUGUGAACGGCAUGAGCGAGGAGGGUAUCAUCGUUCCCAAUUUGAGUGCGAACGACAGUUUAGAUCUGACAGAAGUACAUUGGGUUCUUAUCAUCGAGAAAGAGGCCACUUUCAGAUCCUUGAAGAGCUCACCACAGUGGCAGACGUUGGGUUCCAAAGGACUUGUAUUGACUGCAAAGGGAUAUCCCGACAUUGCCUCACGAAAAUUGUUGAACCAUAUAGCGGAAGACGCCCCGCACAUCCCCAUAUACGCUCUUGUGGAUCUUGAUCCUGACGGUAUCGCCAUCCUGUCGACGUACAAGUAUGGCUCGUAUCGCCUUGCUCAUGAGGACGUCACACCCACUGAUACGACUGCGCCGGGUUUGCCCAGCAUCCGCUGGCUUGGUUUAAAGAGUCACCACAUGAGCCGGACUCCGGUAGGCGAAGAGCACACAGACACCAGUGCAAUCACUCAACUCCAAGGACUGAUGCGACUGACAGCGCGCGACCGUACUAAAGCAGCACGAAUGCUGGAGUGGAACUUAUGCAGUGAUGAAGGCCCCGAGCAAGGUUGGAGGCAGGAGCUGCAGACAAUGCUGAUGCUCAACAUCAAGGCUGAGAUGCAGAUAUUGGACGAAGCGCUCGGUGGGCUGGUGUCCUGGUUGAGCCACGAGCUUGGGCAGGCAAAGGAACUGGUGUGCGCACCGCUAGUGGACGAAGGAGCAGACGACAGGAUGCUGUUCUGAGACUUACAAUAUCCGUGAGGAACAUGGUGGCCUUCUAUACGCAGUACCCACACGUGUCACCUUCUCUUUGUGAUGAACAGGCGGACUACUGUCAGAAACAGUUCGGGCAGUCACAACCAAUGUGACGCAUCUUAGCCACAGCAAAACUGAUAUGGGCCUUUGAAGUGCGCAAUUGAGGGCAUGGCAAUUGGAGUGCAACGCAGUUAACAUGUCGGGGUGUGUGUGCGAUAGU
Molecule: messenger RNA, 1654 nt
Organism: Alternaria alternata
Lineage: Eukaryota; Fungi; Ascomycota; Dothideomycetes; Pleosporales; Pleosporaceae
Product: DNA topoisomerase IV, alpha subunit
Exons: 8
Coding region: 1-1422 (473 amino acids)
Biological process (GO): meiotic DNA double-strand break formation; reciprocal meiotic recombination; meiotic DNA double-strand break processing
Cellular component (GO): nuclear chromosome
Molecular function (GO): DNA topoisomerase type II (double strand cut, ATP-hydrolyzing) activity; DNA binding; ATP binding
Source: RefSeq, a predicted model, not a curated record